UGGUUGGCUUGUGCGGGUUUUUGGCUUUCUUACAAAGCGGCACUCGCCACAUAAGAGUCUGCGCCAAACAGUAGCCUCGAUUAUAGCGCUGUAUGGACGACGCUCGCUUCAUAUACCAGUAUCUCGUAUUAUCGUGCACACAGACUUUAAUAUUGUAUUUACAUUACGCUGACAAGUUUUCGAGUUAAUGUUAAGCGUAAGGUAAUUAUUAGAGAAGAACAUGACAAAAGUGUUGGAUAAUAAAUCACUAAUUAUGUAAUAAAUGUAAAAUUGUGCAACUUUUCGCAGAUGCGUACGUUCGGUGGCAUUUAAAGCAUUAUAUUCCCAAUUAAAUAAUAUAACAAUUAUUCGCUGACUUAACAGUUCUCUAAUUAUACAGACGUUAGACUAGGAAUGGCGGAAAGUGUACGGAUAUUGUGGUUGGUGUCGUUGUCGUUCCUGGGGGCGGCGCGCGGAAUGGAACACGUGGAGUGGUUCGGACGGACGGACAGCCAGGAGGUGAUAGACACGCAUAACGAGCUCCGCAGGUCCAUCUAUAAUGCCGCCAACAUGCGCGAACUAACAUGGAACGAGGGUGUGGCGACGGCAGCUGCGGAGUGGGGCUCACGGUGUGAGUACGUCAGUCGCCCGGACAACCAGUGGGGCCAGAACAUGAACUAUUUCCAUAGCAACGACUAUCACAAGCCCGCCAUCGACCUGUUCCGGAGUAGUUUCCACUCAUGGACGAACGAGACAAUGCACUACGACUACCGGCGGUACCGCUACUGUGGCAGCAAGAACGUCUGCUCCUACGUCCAGUUGAUUGCUGCGGACGUGCAGGAGGUUGGCUGUGCUGUGGUCCGCUGUCCCGUCCUGUCCCUCCGCGCCCCCAACACCUCACAGACGCACACUAAGCUGCUCGUAUGUUUCUACACGCCGUGGGUGAACAUUCUUGGCCAGGAAGUUUUCAUCCCGGACAAGAGAUGUGCCGCCUGUCCAGAGGGUACCACGUGUGUAGACAAUCUCUGCUCAGCCAGAUUCUAUCAGACUGGUAACACCAAGAUACUUCCAACCCAGAAUUCCCCGGGAGUGAAAAUUGAAUCCAUAUCAGGAACGCGAGAUCAAAGUUCCCAGACAUCAAAAGACCGCAAUGGAAAUAAGGAGGACCGUGUGCGUCCACAGGACAGGUCACGUGACCGGGAAUCGCGGAGACGGGAGCGUAAGGAGCGUCGACGACAGCGCCAGAGAGGGGGAGACAAAACGUCCACAGACAGAAUAAUCGGAAGUCAUAACACAUUCGCAGUUGCCACGAGCUCCGCCGGAAGUGAGAACCGCGUCCAUCAGGAGUUGCAACACGGCGGGAAGAACGAGACUUUCGUGGUGUACACGCCCAACAACCGCGUCGUCCCCUUCCCAGGUCGCGAUGACCGGCGGAACAUUCGAAAGAUCGAACGGUACGAAGCGAAGGCGGAAGGCGACCUUGACCGGAAGCAGGAGAAGAUCGUGCAUACGCUAGAACUCAUCGCCACCAACAUCACUUCCGUUGAGCUGGCCGCCCACAACGACACCCUCAAGUCGAGAAGAAAGCGUCAGGUAUCAAUACACGAUCCCAGAUACAUGGAGUGGUACGACAACGUUUUGCGUACGCGUCGACGUGAGUACGAACGUUACUUGCGGGAUUACGAAAAUGUAAUACGUGAACGUCAGGAGCGACGUUGGCGGUACGAACAAGAACUACGGCGACGUGAGCAGCACAACAAUCACGUGGCAGAACUCCGUAGAGCGGAUCAUCAAACACAGUAUAACGGGGAAUUACGUCGUCGUCAAGAACGUUUGCAGCGUGAACGUCAGCGGUACGAGGCUCUGGCGCUAACGGCAAACCAAGGUCAGCUGACGGGAGAGGAGCAGUUUUUCAUCAUUUCGGCCCACAACUUGCUGCGUAAGGAAGCCGGUGUACGCGAUUUGGCGUGGAGCAGCCACCUGGAGCGUUGGGCGAAGUACGUGAUCCGGUGUGAGACCGAGUACCCGGGCCCCAUUACCUGCUACACUAACUUCGGCAAGGCAGAUCAGGGCGAGGAGAUCUACAACGUGGUGUACGAGUGGGGAACGGAAGGGGGCGACCUCAGGAAGCCCCUCCAAUACGGCUGCCGUACACCCGCCGACAAGAGCCUCUGCAACCACAACACUAACAUGCUACAGCCGUCCAUGGACCAGAUGGCCUGCGCGUCCAAAGCUUGCGGGUCCCAGCGGCAACUGACCUGUAUUUACAGCUCCGGCUAAUCCUGUAUCACACGACCAACUCACAUAUCAUUUCAACGGCUUUUCCUAUAUAUACAUAUAUAUUUGUCAUAUCGAUGAAGUGGUAAGACUUAUAGUACAACAACCGAAAACCUUUCAGGACACAUCGAGUAGCUUGUACCGCGCACGGUACAAGAAAUAUACCUCAGGAUUUUCUAGUAAUUCAGUUUACGGUUAUUUAGGACUUUAUAGAACUAUUUAAGACCACAAAUGCCAAAGAUAUAACAUUGCCUCCUAGGUGUGAAUACUCAAUACGGCUUUCAGAAACGUGCGUUCAGAAGUUAAGAAUCAAAUGGCUUGGGUGGUUUAGUUAUCAAGAAAGAACCUUUUUCGACAGCUGUUUAAAGCCAGUAACACCAUUGUCUUUCAACAAUGAAGCAGAACAGUGACAUGGUUUCGGUGCGAGUCAUUUGCAAUAGUGCUGCGUAUAGUAGAAAAAAUUGAAAUGUUGUUAAAACUAAUGGAGAGCUAAAAUAUAAGGCGUUGUUUACAGUAAGCAGUUAUAUUGCAGACGUAAGUUCUUUUUGAAAAUAGCAAAAAAAUGUAGUUCGUGUAUAAAGCUUUAUGUAUCUAUACUUUGUGAUAUGUCGUUGUUCAAAUUUAGAUUAACCAUGUGUAUUCUUGUAUAUCUGUAAUUGCUGUAUAUUGUGUCUAUAUUGUCUCUAGCGGUGUACUCAAUUUCUGAGACAUUAAUCUUUAUAUUGUAAAUAAUGUAAAUUCAUUUCUACAACUGUUCAUUUGAAGAAGUAUUCAUUAAUCCAUUUUCGCUUCUUGGAUUUAUCAAUAUCAACUGUUUCUGAAUGAUGCUAUUAAUGCCUUUUCAACAAGUUCUAACUUUGAAAAUGUUUAAAAUAAAAAUGAAUCAUGAAAUUAUGAAACCAAGCAUUUCCCUGUAUUGCAUUUUUAUCCGAAAAUAACAUGUGAAGAACAAUACCUUUCAUUUUGUAUAACAUCAUAAUUCACAUUAUUUAAUAUUGUCCUUGGGUGACCUUGACCAUGACCUUUUGACCUUAUUUCUUUUUGUUUAAGCGACAACAUUGAAAUUUGAAGGUGUAUUUUGUUGUUAGCCAAUAUAUCAAAAACCGCAAACACUUAUAGCUUAUGUAUAGGUAUGUACACCUAUCUAUGAUAAUUAUUGAAACAUUCCAAGUAGUCCGCGAUCUUAUUUUUUAACGGAAACUAUUUUACUGAAUACGUUAGAUAGUAUACAUGUCAUAAUGCUUUCGUCUGUGAAUACCCAUUUGAUUAAUUAAUUUUAAUCCUUAAAAAAACGAGAAAUAAAAAUAAUAAUAGACACUAGCACGCUUAUAAUUUUAUGUAGUUACUUCUAAAUGCAAAACACUUUCUCAAUUAAUACAAUUUAUGCUUUGUAUAGAAAUUGCAUUAUACCUUUGUAUACUGUGGAUGUUUUUUAUAAAUAGAUGUAAUUGAUUAAACAAGGACUGUUAUAGAUGAUCGUAUUGUAUCUCGUUUUAAUAAAUUUUAUAAAACGCA
Molecule: messenger RNA, 3771 nt
Organism: Mya arenaria
Lineage: Eukaryota; Metazoa; Mollusca; Bivalvia; Myida; Myidae
Exons: 13
Coding region: 394-2259 (621 amino acids)
Source: RefSeq, a predicted model, not a curated record